UUUAAAUUACAUUUUAUAUUAAUUAAUUUAUAAAUAAUGUGGUAUUUAUUAGCAGCAUUUCUGGCUAUUAUAGCCUACAUUCAUUUCAAAUGGUAUCGUAUACUGAAUUACUGGUCGGACCGUAAUAUCUCGGGUCCCAAACCCAUACCAUAUGUGGGCAACAGAUUAAGUCAUAUCCUAAGGCCGAGACCUGUGGUUGAAAUGGAGUGGUAUAAGACUUACGGCCGACUCUUUGGUUUAUAUGCAAUGCUGGGAAAGCCGGCCCUAUCGGUGGCGGACCCGGUGCUCAUCAAACAGAUUCUGGUGAAAGAUUUUUACAAAUUCCGUAACCGAAAGCCGGCGUUGAGUACGAGUCCUAUAUUUUCAAAGAUUAUGUUCAGCGCCAGAGAUGACGACUGGAAGCGGAUCCGAGCCAUAGCCAGCCCUACAUUCACUUCAGCCAAACUUAAGCGCAUGUAUCCACUCAUCAACGAGUGUUGCCGUGACUUCAUGGCCGCACUUCACACAGACGUGUCC
This is a messenger RNA of Medioppia subpectinata, 516 nucleotides long. NCBI's taxonomy places the organism in Eukaryota, Metazoa, Arthropoda, Arachnida, Sarcoptiformes, Oppiidae. The record is from the annotation of a GenBank genome assembly.